This is a messenger RNA of Bombus pyrosoma, 4414 nucleotides long. RefSeq names its product knirps-related protein-like. Gene Ontology annotation, biological process: regulation of DNA-templated transcription. The transcript is spliced from 3 exons. Lineage: Eukaryota; Metazoa; Arthropoda; Insecta; Hymenoptera; Apidae. Gene Ontology annotation, molecular function: zinc ion binding; DNA-binding transcription factor activity; sequence-specific DNA binding. The coding region runs from base 1844 to 3121 and encodes 425 amino acids. The record is from RefSeq and is a predicted model, not a curated record.
AUCACUAACUUACAUAAGUCGUAGGUAAGUAAUAUCAAAUUUUAGAACGAAUUGAAAAAGAUAGUAUGUUAUAUACAGAUAACGAAUUCCGUUUCAGAUAAAAAAAGAUUUGAUCGAAAUUAGAAAAAAGAGAAAUAUUUAAAUCGCAGAUUUGUUUGACGACAAUUACCAUCGCUUUUUAUUGUACAUCGUCCGCCAUAAUUAUAGUUCCUAGCAGUAAAACAAUUACCUGCUUGUACCUACGCCAAGGUAGGUUGGCGCUCUAAUCAACAACCUUUACUCGAGUAUUUACGAAACAGAAGUUUAACCGUCUUUCACUAAUAAAAAGACGAAUAACGGUCUCCAGCAUACAAGACACUUCUUUUUCUCUUUUACGACCUGAAAGCUUAAAAAUUCACAAACAUAAAAUCCUCGAACAUAGGCCGGAUUCUUUAAAGGAAAUUUGGCAAGUUAGAUGCUUGUAGGAUCGUAAAGCAACUGGUGAAGUAAUUCGGUACAAAAUCGCGUUUGAAAACGGAACUAAACUCAUUUCCGUAAGCGUGCGUCGUGGGAAAAAGGAAAAUUCUACAGUCGUGCUUAGACGACGUGCCGCGACGAAAGUAACGAGGCGUCGGUCAUUUAAAAUAGUUCCGCUAAAACAGCCGUGCGCCGACUUUCACGCGCAUGUAAAUGAAGAAAAAAUCCAGCGAUUCCGAAGAAACCUCUCCUCGCGAUCGAUUGGUCAGCACACGGCGUCGUCGUCGUUUAAUUAAUGCGCGAAGUGGCGUUGAUGGUAACUGGUGGCUUUCAGCAAAAUCUUCUGUCAGCCUCCAUGUGUGUUUGUGUUUGUGUGUGCCAGACACAAAGCGGAAGAGCGUCGUGGUAAGUGUUUUUAUCGAGAAGGUCAGCUCUAGAAAGGAGGACAAUCACCGAGCGGCACCGUAGGAACUGCGAUUGAUCCCUUUAAACGUUUGAACGGUGCCGGUUGCACCUUCUCGUUCCGUCCACUCUCUGUGUCUUUCCGUAGAAUCGAACGAUGAUCGGCGGCACUAUCGACGAUAGAGUAGAUCGCGCUGAAAGCUAGGAACUGCGGCGGCACUCGUUACGAUUCUCACGGCUUCGAUCGACUAGCUGGACGAUUGCGCCCGCGAAAUCUCGACGACGAUCGUUGUUACCGUUUCAAGACACACUGUCGAAGGUGAUCGGAUGAAAACUGAACGGCAUGUCUGUUCGUCAAAUUAUCGAUCGAAUUCCUCUCUCCGAUAGUCUUUUCGUAUAAGUUACGCGUUUCAAUAACGACCGAGGUAAACUUUCUCUCCCUUUGUAAUUCACUUUUUCCUUGGAACAAUGGACGGACGCUUUCCGUUAUCAAUCUCUGAGCGAUCAAGCGAAUCUUCAACGUUUACUUGAAAUAAUUAUCGUUCGAACAUGUAUAUUGUACGACCAUUAGCGGCAGAGGGUACGGCAAUUUCGUUAAGUAACUUCUAAACAGGAUCUAUCGACGCAAAUGCGAGGCCGGCUUAAUUAAUCAACAGUUUUAUUGUGCCCACGGAGAAACCGUAAUUAAAAGUCAUUUGUUAGGGGAACGUUAAAUCAUCUAUCAUUCUUUUCGCGUCUUGUAUUCUAUUAAGCUCAUAAGAGCGGCUAUCUCCGCACGAUGUAUCCGUUGCGACACGCGAGCGCAACAAUAUGGCUUAAACUCUUAAACAUUGGCAACUCGCAUCGAGCGCUCGGGAAUGCAGGCACCCCCUGAAUGGCUCACCGGAUGCACACCUGCAAUCAGUGCAGGUUGCGAUAGCUCGGGCGCAUCGUCGAACGUUCCUCGAGUCUGAGGAUCGAUCGAUCUAGUACAGAACGUCAAUCGAUGAAUCAACAGUGCAAGGUGUGCGGAGAACCCGCGGCAGGCUUCCACUUUGGCGCGUUCACCUGCGAGGGCUGCAAGUCAUUCUUCGGAAGAUCCUACAACAAUCUAAGCAGUAUUACCGAAUGCAAAAACGGUGGAGAAUGUGUCAUAAAUAAGAAGAAUCGAACAGCCUGCAAGGCUUGUCGUCUAAGGAAAUGUUUACUCGUGGGCAUGUCAAAAUCUGGUUCGCGAUACGGGCGCAGAUCAAACUGGUUCAAGAUUCAUUGUCUGCUACAGGAACAGCAGCAACAACAACAACAACAACAGCAACAACAACAGCAACACUAUCAACAGAAUCUUCCUAACCAACCACUGACGCAACAACGAAAGCCUAUGAGCCCGCCCAUUGGAAUUCAUCCAGCCCAACGAAAGGACGAUGUCCUGAUGCUAAGUUUGGACGACUACAAGAACUCGACAUCCCCCAGUAUUAGUUCCCCAGAAUCGCACAACAGCGACAGUUCCGUGGAACUAUCCGAAAGAAGGGCAGCCUUCUCGGGUCACCCAGGCUUUAGACCGUUGCAUUCACACCUGCAACCCUCCGUAGCCGAUCUGUCAGUGCUGAGCAAAGAAAUGAUGGGUUUACCCCUCGGUUUUCACCUCGGUGGAAUGUCUCUGAUUCCACCCGCGUUUCUACCACCGCCAAGUCUCACCAUGUUCUCACCCUAUCAUUUAUACGCAACGUCACACGGAGCUUCUCACCCCUUGGUACCAAAUCAUUCUUCGAAUCUAUUACAACACUCACCCAUCGUUGAAGACAUAACCAGUCCAAUCAGUCCCUCUACGACGGCUACCACUACCACGACCAUUAGCAUCGAUAGUAAAGACUCGUGUGCAAACAAUAAUAAUAACAACAACAACAACAACAACAACAAUGAUAGAUACGCACAUAACAAUAAUGUUCAGACGUCGAGACACAGUUCCUCGCCGAGCGAAGAAACUGGAGAGACGUAUACCAAGAGAGUCUAUCUGGAUGCAGUGUUGAAGAGUCAACGAACACACGCAGAAGGUUCUCCAAUAGUGAAGGAAUAUUCGGAAAGUGGUUCGCCACUAUGCAGUCCAGGAUCGGAAACGGACCUUCCACCUCAAGACAACCCUAUGGACCUAUCUAUGAAAACGAUGACCACGCGAAUUAAUAAUACGACGGAGGAAGACGAGAUAGACAUGGAGAACGUGAGCGAUCGAGACAGUCCCCCCUUAAAGAAGAAAUCAGCGCCCAUAGAUCUAACGACGAGAACCUAGAAUUGAAAUAUCGUUUGUUCGCUGGAAGACAGACAGGAUAAGCGAAUAAGACCGAGCGUGGAAAGAAGUUAAUCAAAAACCGGCUGCCAAAUACGGCGUGUGAUAUCGCAAUAAAUUACAUUCAUCUUCUCCCCCAUAACUGACUAUCUGGACGCUUCAACGCAUGUUCAAUAAUAGAUCGAGUUUCCCAGAACCGCGCAUUAUCUUUAAUUGCGCUCUCCGACGAAGUAGGAAUUAUCGGAUCGGACUCUGAUUGCAGGAUACGCAUGGAGACAAAUCAUUCGCGCCAAAUAGUUAAACGCAAUCCCGCAUAAAUAUCCACGGAGACUGAAAGAAUGAAGGAUUAACGUCUCAAUUCCGGGUAAUCACGGCGAGGAUCGCGAGUCGCCGAUCGAUGGCUGGUUGUGCAAUAACCAAUCGACUUUAACGAGAGUCCUCCGCUUUAAUUAACGAGCGCGCGCUCUCGUGCGGCAAUCACAUGGGCUAGACAAAGACCAGAGACAAGGAAAUCAGAAUGGAGAAAAGAGAAAGAAGAGAAGAGCCCGAGAACCUGGCACUGACGCAUUUGCAGAAGCAGGAGAGCAACGACGGAGUGCAACCGUAGUGCAUCGGUUGAUAAACACGUCAAACUGCAGGGUGCACGUGUUCGGAACGUGCGUUACAAACCGCUGUACACGUGUAGAACGUUGCCAACCGUUUUAUCUUACAAGCGUUCGACGCCUGCCAAUGUAAACGCCUCUGUCGCUGCCGCUCUGCCGGCCCUUCUCUGAUUUUGUCCCGCACCUAUUUACACAACCUUGCGCCCGAGGAAUCUCCACCGAUAUGAGAAUUGUAAUCAUGACAGGCCUUGCUCGAUUUUGUUCAUGGCGAUUCCAGAACAUUUCGGUGAAAUUCCUCAGUGCCCUACACCACUAUUGAAGGAUCGGGCUCUCGCUGAAACCGCGUGGACGAUACUUUUACGGUCCUCGUUGUCCAAGCCUAGCUUGCUCGAACACAGAUUUGCUUUUAGUAAGACAUUAGAUCGUGCACGAUUCACGCCACGUCGCGCGAGAUGGAGCUCUUUAAUUCCUUCGAGAUGCUUGUGUUGGGUCGGCCCUCUAGGGAAAUUUUCACAGGCAUGACAAUAUUUUGACACAACGAGCAAUACUGUAUAUUUGAAGCCAAUCCGAUAUUUCAACGAAAGUAGUAAAAUCGUAGAUAAUCGUAUAUAAAGGUUAUGUAAAUAAAAAUGUAGUAAAGACGAAUGCAUUCGUAUUAAAUACACUACGUUAAGCACGAACGGUGCAACGAAAA